AUGCUCACUAACAAUCCUACAUCACAAGAGUUAAGUGUCAUCAACUCCUUGGUUAAUUGCAAUUAUAUAAGAGAAGUAUUGUUAACUAGCAACCCUCUAUAUGCUAUCCUUCCAUCAUCCAUUGGGAAUCUUUCCUCAUCUCUUGAGUUUCUUGCUGUUGAGGAUUGUGGGUUAAAGGGCAUCAUUCCUAAUCAAAUUGGGAACUUAAGUGGAUUGGUUACCUUAAAUUUGGAAAGCAAUAACUUGAGGGGGUUUAUUCCACCACUACUUGGAAGGGUACAUGAGCUUCAACGGUUGUAUCUUAGUACUAACAAAUUCAAUGGUCCCAUUCCUCAAAGUCUUUGUGAAGUCAAGUAUCUAGGGGAACUAUAUUUACACAAUAAUCAACUUUCUGGUGGUUUACCAAAAUGCUUUGGUAAUAGUACUUCCCUUAGGAAUAUUGAUUUUGGUUCAAACCUUUUAUCAUCUAGAAUACCUUCAAGCUUGUGUUCUCUCAGAGAUCUAUUGACGCUUGAUUUGAGUUCCAAUUUCUUAGAUGGAUUUCUACCUGUUGAAGUUGAAGGGUUUAAGGCACUUUACUUUCUUAACAUCUCUCACAAUGAGAUCUCAGGAAAUAUCCCAGUUACAAUUGGAGAGUUGCAAAAUUUGGAAUCUCUCUCCCUUGCAAACAAUAGGCUAGAAGGGUCUAUCCCAAAACAAAUAAGUCAAAUUAUUUCCUUGGAACUUUUGGACUUAUCUUUGAAUAGACUCUCGGGUUCAAUUCCAGUGUCUUUGAAAAGACUUGCAUACCUCAAAUACUUUAAUGUAUCUUUCAACGAAUUGAGUGGUGAAAUUCCAUCCGGUGGUUGUUUCAAGAAUCUCACAAGUGCGUCGUUCUUGUUCAAUGAGGAGCUAUGUGGAAUUCCAAAAUUUCAUGUCCCACCUUGUCAUUUUGCUCACCAUUCAAAGAUUAAAACAGGACUUCUCAUUACAGUUGCAUCUUUGGGAGCUGCUUUAAUAAUUACUAUUUUAAUUAUUGCAAUUAUCUUGACAAGGCAACGAAAGAAACAUGAUGUCCCAAGUGUGAUGAAUAUCUACAUUCCAUUCGAUGAAAUAAGGAUAUCUUAUUUUGAACUUGCAAGGGCUACAAGUGGAUUCAGCCAAAGUAAUCUUAUAGGUUCAGGGAGUUUUGGCUCUGUUUAUAAAGGGAUUUUGAAUAACGGAAUGCCAAUUGCAGUGAAGGUGUUUAAUCAAUCAGAACGUGCACUUAGGAGUUUUGAUGUUGAGUGUGAAGUGCUAAGGAAUUUACGCCAUCGAAAUCUCACUAAAGUUAAUACCUGUUGCUUUUCUGACAACUACCAGGCCUUGGUCCUUGAAUACAUGUCAAAUGGAAGUCUUGACCAGUGGUUGCACUCACAGAGUAACUUCUUAGAUACUGUUCAAAGGUUGAAUAUAAUGAUUGAUGUUGCAUGUGCUUUAGAGUAUCUUCAUCACGGUUACACAAUACCAAUAGUCCAUUGUGAUUUAAAACCUGCAAAUGUGUUAUUGGAUGAAGAUAUGGUUGCCCAUGUAAGUGAUUUUAGUGUGACAAAGCUUUUAACCAAGGAAGAAAACUUCUUGCAAACAGAAACUCUAGCAACAUUGGGCUAUAUGGCACCAGAGUAUGGAUCAACGGGAAUGAUAUCAACACAAUGCGACACUUACAACUUUGGGGUUGUGUUAAUGGAAACAUUCUCGAAAAGAAGGCCCACAGAUGAAUAUUUUAGUGAGGAUUUAAGCUUAAAAAGUUGGAUGAGAAAUUCUAUACCUCACCACAUACUUGAAGUAGUAGAUUCCAACUUAUUGAGGGUCGAGGAUAAAGAUUUCACUACGAAACUGCAAUGUGUAUCCUCUACACUAGAAUUGGCAUUACAAUGUGUUGCGGACUCUCCAGAAAUGCGGUUAAAUAUGAAAGAUGUAGUAGCAAGAUCAUCUGCGGCGAGCGAAAGCGAGAGAUGGAGGAGAAGGGCGACACUUGGCGAGCGGAGCUCCGGGAAAUUCGUCAGGAGGAUCUGGCUGCCGGAGAAUGCUAAGGUGGAUCAAGUGAAGGCUAGCAUGGACAACGGCGUUCUGACCGUCACAGUUCCAAAGGAGGAGGAGGAGGAGAAGCAGAGCGUGGCUCUAGCUCGAAGAAGGUGUUGA
Molecule: messenger RNA, 2160 nt
Organism: Ipomoea nil (Japanese morning glory)
Lineage: Eukaryota; Viridiplantae; Streptophyta; Magnoliopsida; Solanales; Convolvulaceae
Product: receptor kinase-like protein Xa21
Exons: 3
Coding region: 1-2160 (719 amino acids)
Biological process (GO): protein phosphorylation
Molecular function (GO): protein binding; protein kinase activity; ATP binding
Source: RefSeq, a predicted model, not a curated record